This is a messenger RNA of Paramuricea clavata, 606 nucleotides long. The record is from the annotation of a GenBank genome assembly. Lineage: Eukaryota; Metazoa; Cnidaria; Anthozoa; Malacalcyonacea; Plexauridae.
AUGCAAGGAGUAUUUGUAAAUAGAUCAGCACUACCACGUUAUAAACAGAUCUGGGAUGUGUCUGUGGUUAUAAAAUAUCUAAAAUCUUUGGGUGAGAAUACACAACUCUCCCUACAAGAUCUGACUAUGAAGACAACCAUGCUGCUUGCCCUUGUUACUGGACAGCGUUGCCAGACCAUACAGGUCUUGAACAUUGAACAGAUGGUUAAGAGCGAUGACAUAUGGUCCUCUCAUAUAAAUAAAAUGUUAAAAACCUCUCGACCUGGAAAGCACUUUGGAAAGAUUGAGAUCAAAGCUUUUACAGCAGACAAAGUGAUAUGUCCAGUAACUGUCCUCAAAGAGUAUGUGGCAAGGACGCUACCUUUAAGAAAGAACAACUUCCAACUACUUCUGAGUUACCAGAAACCACAUAAACCAGUUUCAUCAGAAAACAUUGGCAAGUGGAUCAAAAAGACUUUAACUAAAGCAGGCAUAGACAUUAAGGUAUUUGGUGCUCACAGCACAAGAUCAGCGUCUACAUCUGCAGUGAAAGUUGGUAACAUGCCAAUUAGUAUGGUGUCCCAUGUCCGCCAAAAAUCAACUUUUGCAUUUCACUAUAAUAUAUGA